Messenger RNA from Onthophagus taurus, 2247 nucleotides. RefSeq names its product RNA polymerase II subunit B1 CTD phosphatase Rpap2. Gene Ontology annotation, molecular function: RNA polymerase core enzyme binding; RNA polymerase II CTD heptapeptide repeat phosphatase activity. The record is from RefSeq and is a predicted model, not a curated record. NCBI's taxonomy places the organism in Eukaryota, Metazoa, Arthropoda, Insecta, Coleoptera, Scarabaeidae. Gene Ontology annotation, cellular component: nucleus; cytoplasm.
AAUUAAAGAGAUUUUUUUAAUUAAAUUUUUGAGUUGGUACUUUUUAGUCAGCUGAUUAAGGAAAUUAACUGUUACUUGUCAAUGUCAAUUGGAAAUGUCAGAAUCCAAAUUUCGCAAAACUUAUGGAAUCUUGUUAUUGAAAGAUAACGGGAACAAAUAGAUUGUUGUUGUUUUGAAAUCAGCGAAAUUUGGGGUUUUAAAUAGUCGGUGAAAACAUGUGCGACAAAAAAUCGGCGGUUUAGUUCUUUGUUUAUUGGACUCGAAUUUCUCAACCCCUAAUCUUAAUAAUACAAGAAUUGUGAUAACAUAAUGGAGGAUUCCAUUGAGGAUUACAUACGCAUAUCGAAAAACGCCGAAGAUAAGAAAGAAGCAACUGCGAAAAUAAACCAGCAACAACUUUUAGCUACAGCCCAGCGUAAAAAGGAGUGUGAAACGUACGCAUUAAAAGUUGUUGAAUUUUUAAUUGAGGGGAAACUAAAAUCAGAGAUAUUCUUACGUUGUUUGAAGUACAUUAAUCCGGAAUAUUAUCAGGACGUAGUUGAAGAAAGAUCUUUGGCUAAACUUUGUGGGUAUUCACUAUGUGGGAAGAAAAUCCCCGAUAUGCCUAAACAAAAAUACAUCAUCUUAUCCAAAGCGAAUAAAGUAUACGAAAUUACCGAUAGAAAGAAUUAUUGUAGCAAUUAUUGUUAUAAAGCAAGUCUUCACGUCAAGAAGCAAUUAGAUUCAAGUCCUUUAUGGUUAAGGAACCAUAACGAAACUUCCAUGUUGAAUCUUUUACCAUCAAGCGAAACGGGUUCUCCUGGUGAAUUUAUCGAUCAAGGUAUUAUCAAAUCAACCACAGAAACGGAAACAACACAAUUCACAUCAAUAUCACAAUUUGCUCAGUAUUCAUUGGAAGAAGUAGCUGAUACAGAAAAAAAGAAAAAAAUUACCAAUAAAAAAUUAAAGGUUCAUAGACGAUCCUUAAACGUUAUUAAUGAAAAUGAAGAAAGCGAAGUUGAAAUCGACGAUGAUUCAUCUAGUGUUGAAUCAACCGUUGAAGAAAUAACAAAAAAAAUUGAUGAAAUUAAUAUUAAAACGACCAAGAUUGAAGAGAAAGUCGAAACGAAUCAAUCCACCAAGAUAAAUAAAGAGGAUAAAGAGAAAUUAAAAAGUAUGAAUCAAAAGGAGAAAUUGGAGUAUUUAAAAAAGAAAUUAAAAAUAAAUAAAGAUCCAAAAACUAAAUUGGUGGAGCCUCAACCGUUAAGAUUGAACAAAACGAAAUUGGAAGCGAUAAAAGAAGUAACGGAAAGCACUCAACAAGAAAAUAAAAACGUUGUAGAUGAAAAUUUAUUAAAACUAAAAAAUUAUAUUUUCGAGUGGUUAACAAUCGAUACUUUCAUUUUUGUUUAUGGGGAAAAACGCGUUAAAGAGAUUUUGAACGAAAAAAAAUUAUUGGAUUGUUUCGAUAAAUUAAAAAUAAGCGAAUUAAACACGCAACAACAAUUAAAAUAUAUGGAGAUUUGUCGGCGACUUCAAAUGCAAGAAAUAGCUGAAGAGAGAUUUGAUAAAGUGGUUAUUGAUGAAAAUACCGAUUUAAAACCACUUCCUGAUUAUAAAAAAUUAAAGGAGGAAAGCAAAGAAUUAGAUUUGAAGGUUAAAGCUUUUUAUGGCGGGAAUCUCUAUGAAAGGGAGGAUAAAAAUUUUCCUUCGCAAUGUAAUAAAGAAAAUGAGGAUAAACCUGCUAUUUUACCAUUGGUUGAGGUUCAUUCCCAAAAUGCUUUAAGACAAAGAGUUUUUUUUAAUUCAAUUAAUAAAAUCUUAAAAAAACAAAUUCAAGAUUUUAAAUUGGGCGGAAAUGGCGUUUUAUCCGAUAUUCACGAUUUAGUUAGGACUUUUAAAUUACAAGCUCAUAAUAUCGUUUUUAAACCAACUCAAUGGAACGUUAUUUGUGUUAUUUUAUUAGAUAUGUUAAGUAUAAAGGAUUCGAAUUUAAGAAAUAAACUUCAAGAUGCGCGAAGAAAAGCUUACGUUCACCUUCUUACCAAUAAAAUUUCCGGAUCUGAAUUAUUUUUUAAGGAAGUGAUGAAAACGAUAGAGGAUGUUGAUGGUUAUGUGGAAAGUUACAUCACUAAUAACCAAUAAUAAGUUUUUUUUUAAGUUUCUUUUUUUAUUUAAUUUAAUGUUAUUAUCUAUAUCUACAUAAUAAAUACAAAAACAAUAUAUAUAUUUUUGUUUUAGAGUUUUAUCAAAAUUAAAGCACUAAAU